This is a messenger RNA of Psilocybe cubensis, 291 nucleotides long. RefSeq lists its product as uncharacterized. The transcript has 3 exons. The record is from RefSeq and is a predicted model, not a curated record. Bases 1 to 291 code for a protein of 96 amino acids. Lineage: Eukaryota; Fungi; Basidiomycota; Agaricomycetes; Agaricales; Agrocybaceae.
AUGCUCAGGCUAAACUCUCGACAAAUAUUAUUUAACGACACCUUUGACGAGAAGGAUGGUCCUAUUCUGAAAAUCAAGCCCUCUACCCACAUCCGCCAUCGCAGUCGACGCUCCAAUGUCAAUUGGGCGCUCGACCGGCAAUCACAAACACCAGAUAAAACCCCUACUCAGAUCUAUGUGGUGACGGAAACUAUUACAGACAACGUCCCUCAACACUUGAACGCUGGGUUGGUGCCAGUGAGUAGACCUAACUUUAUUCAAUACAAGCAAGAAGCGUCGACUGAUGCGUGA